UUAGGCAUUUUUCGCAACAAUCGACUAGAACUACUUGUUUGGUUUUGAUUUAUUGGAAGUUAUUAAAAAGGUAAACAACGAUCCAAGAUGACAUCUAUUGCCGGAGGCCAUGGCGAGCCAAAUCCCAACAGCUCCUGGCUGAGUGCCCGUGGGUUCUGGUUGGCCUACCUACUGGGCUUGUUAUCCGUGCACCUGCUGCUCUUAUCAGUGCCCUUUGUCAGCAUUCCAUUUGCCUGGACAGCGACCAACUUGCUCCAUAAUGCGGCCCAUCUGUACUUUUUGCACGUAAUUAAAGGAGCUCCAUGGCUGAGUACCGAAAACGAUCCCAGCAGGAGAUUGACUCACUGGGAGCAGAUUGAUGAUGGUGUUCAGAUGACCACAACCCGGAAGUUUCUUACAGCAGCUCCCAUUGUCCUGUUCCUCCUCACUUGUUUGUACACCAGGAAUAGCACGGAACACUUCAUAGCCAACUUUGUAUCCCUAGUCGUGGUGACUCUUCCCAAGCUACCACAAUUCCAUGGUGUUCGUUUGUUUAAUAUUAACAAGUACUAGGAACCCAGACGGAAG
Molecule: messenger RNA, 567 nt
Organism: Drosophila bipectinata
Lineage: Eukaryota; Metazoa; Arthropoda; Insecta; Diptera; Drosophilidae
Gene: ORMDL
Product: Orosomucoid 1-like
Biological process (GO): intracellular sphingolipid homeostasis; ceramide metabolic process; sphingolipid biosynthetic process
Cellular component (GO): endoplasmic reticulum membrane
Source: RefSeq, a predicted model, not a curated record